AUGGAACCGGCUUACUGGGAAUGUGCAAAAAGUGACCGAGGCGAUGGUGCCAUCUCCAACAUCAUUGCAUUUUUGAGCUGUUCGAGUCUGUUUCUAAGUGUUGGCCUUCUGAUAAUGCUGUGUUUCCUAACCGGCAAAACAAGGACCUAUCUGACUCAUUUGCGGGCUAUCACAGGAUCUACGGUACUUUGCAGUUUUAUGGGUCUGUGCAAUUACCUAAUACCCACCCGAUUCGCGCCCACGGACUAUAUUUUUGGCCCCAUCGUGUGCCACGUCUGGAGUAGCCUCUACCUCUUUGACGUAUCUUACAUAUUCGGCGUUCUGAACCUCGUCUUCAUGGUGGGACACAGGGCAAUUCAGAUUGCCGAAAAAUACCAGAACUCCUUCGCUCCGUCCAUGUUCUCAGAUCUAACAUGCGUCCUAAUUUUAGGACUCAGCAGCAUCCUAAGUAUACUAAGUCAGGCAUUUCUGGUGAAAUGGAGCGGCAGAGAUUGCCUCUGCCGUGAAACAGACGUACCAUACUGGGUGCUGGUGUCUGCUUACGUGGGAACCUUUGUCCGGUUUGGACUAGCCGUUUUCAUUAGCCCCAUUAUCCUGUUCCUUUCAUGCUAUAAGAUUGUCCAGUGGGUGCGUAGCAAACCAACGGAGAAGCUUCUGGAUACCUGGAAUGGUCUGGCGCCCCCGGGCACAACAGAGCAGCAGACGGCGAGCCUACUUCGACCGCGUGGCUGGAUGACAGCAUCCAUGUGCACCCUACCACUUUCAAUAAAUUUUGUGGCAUGCAGUCUCUACAACACCAUAUAUCAAUUUAUCUGUGCGGUGGGGUUGUGCAAAGUGGUACAGGACAGUUUGUCCUAUCGGUUGGGAAUCCUGCUUCUGUACCUUCACUUAUUUCUCUCGCCCAUCAUUAUCGCUGUCUACAUUCCGGCGCUUAGAGACCCAGUUGUACGUGGCAUCAAACGACUCCUCCCAAGGCUGUUUGGGAAAAAAACGCGAAGAUUUGUUGAAAAUGAUACGGAAGAGUUGAAUGGUCCCUAA
This is a messenger RNA of Dibothriocephalus latus, 1038 nucleotides long. The record is from the annotation of a GenBank genome assembly. Lineage: Eukaryota; Metazoa; Platyhelminthes; Cestoda; Diphyllobothriidea; Diphyllobothriidae.